This is a messenger RNA of Paramecium pentaurelia, 593 nucleotides long. Lineage: Eukaryota; Ciliophora; Oligohymenophorea; Peniculida; Parameciidae. The record is from the annotation of a GenBank genome assembly.
AAUGAAAAUUGCAAUUGAAAAAUAAAAUAGAAACUUUAAUACUAAUGUUAUUGUUCCAUAUCAGAUUCUUUAUUACGUUUAAUUGAUGAAUGUAUUUACUAUAAUGAAUGAUAUUUAAAUAAAACAAGAGGAGAAUGAAGAAAAAGAGAAAAUAAUAGAAUAAGAAGAAACUUAAAAAAUAAAUCAGAAUAAUCUUAAAAAUUAGGUAACUCAAUGUAGCAAUUCCUACUACUUAUACCCUGGUUAAAGCAAAAAUUACUAUAAAAAUAUGGGCUAAAAGAUAGCCAAUUUUAUUCUAUAAGAGUUUUCUGAGGAUAAUGAGAUUAUUUAAGAACCUUAUAUAAAAAAGUUUUUAAAAAUGGAUGGUUAGAAAUUCAAUAGAAAUUCUAUAUAGUAAUUGAUUAAAUCAAAGAAAGGAAGAAGAAUUUGUAGAUUAUUCUUCGCUUAAUUUAAAUGGGUUAAGCCAUUUGUAGCAUAACAUAAGACUGACCUUGAUUUGAAUUUUCGAUUAAAUAGAUAGUUUUAUUAGAAUCGCAAAAACGUAUCACAGAGUACUAAAGUUGAAGAUUUUUAAAUAAAGGAAGAAAAUUGAA